This is a messenger RNA of Patella vulgata (common limpet), 8460 nucleotides long. Its product is annotated as cysteine and glycine-rich protein 1. The record is from RefSeq and is a predicted model, not a curated record. Gene Ontology annotation, molecular function: actinin binding; structural constituent of muscle. The coding region runs from base 156 to 1064 and encodes 302 amino acids. NCBI's taxonomy places the organism in Eukaryota, Metazoa, Mollusca, Gastropoda, Patellidae. Gene Ontology annotation, biological process: sarcomere organization; muscle tissue development. The transcript has 9 exons. Gene Ontology annotation, cellular component: nucleus; Z disc; cytoplasm.
CAAAAAGAAACUAGAGUUGUUAGAGACUGUAUGAUAUUAAAGGCGCCACCACCUGGACGAAGAGAAGCAACAGGGACUCGACGACUGUUUGAAUCUUCUACAUCCGAUUGUUUACACAUUUCGCUUGAAAACAGUGACAUCAAAUUGUUCUCAACAUGUCCUGGGGUGGAUCUGAAAAAUGUCCACGUUGCAGUAAAUCAGUUUUUUUUGCGGAAGAAGUUCGAGCACUGGGGAAGAAAUGGCACAAGAUGUGUCUCAAAUGUAGUAGCUGUAAUAAAAUGUUAGACAGUACAAACUGUAAUGAUCAUGAUGAUGAUAUCUUCUGUACAGCAUGUCACAGAAAACAUUUCGGUCCUAAAGGUUACGGUUUUGCUGGGGGAUCGUCAGGGUUGUCAAUGGAUACCGGAAGAAGAAACGAAAUAACCCGAGAUAAUGUAUCAUCUUAUGACCAAGCCCAAUCUGGUGCUGCUAUAGGUAGAAGUACCAGUAAUGGUAAUGGUUUUGGUGGUGCUGAUCUCUGUCCAAGAUGUGGAUGUGCUGUUUAUAUGGCCGAGAAAGUAAUAGGUGCUGGACAAUCGUAUCAUAAGGUCUGUUUCCGGUGUGGUAAUUGUAAGAAAGGAUUAGAUUCUACGACAUUAGCUGUACAUGAAGGUGACAUAUACUGCAGAGCAUGUUAUGGGAAGAAAUUUGGACCUAAAGGUUAUGGUUUUGCUGGUGGAGCAGCAGGUUUAUCUAUGGAUACGGGAAGACUUCAUGAAUUAACACGAGAUAAUGUAUCCCAUCUUGCCCAAGCCCAGAUGGCACCAAUAUUUGAUUCAGCAGCAUACCGAUCUGGUGGGGACAAGUGUCAUCAAUGUGGUACCAAUGUGUAUAUGGCAGAAAAAGAAUUAGCAUCAGGAAAGAUAUUCCACAAGAGUUGUUUUAAAUGUGCAUUUUGUAACAAGAAGUUAGACUCUACAACACUGUGUGAACAUGAAGAUUUAAUCUUCUGUAAAGGUUGCUAUGGUAAAAAUUUUGGACCCAAGGGAUUUGGAUAUGGAACAGCGCUACAGCACACAGAGUGAAGCAACCAGUCUUGAUUAUAGAAUUUCAACGAGGGGAAACAGCCAUAGAAGGAACUUAAUGUUUUUAUUUUUAAAAUUUGUCAUGUCUAUACAUUUACAAUUAUCUACACAUAUAACUACUUUGUAUACAGCAUAAACAAACCAAUCAGAGCGAUAGAAUCUCAACGAAAAAAAUGUUUAACUGUUUAUAAAAUAACCUUUGUGCUUUGCCUAUUUCAAGAAUAUUUCAAUAUUUUUUCAAGGUUAUUCUUUUGGAGUAGUUUACACAUUUGAGCUACUUUUCACAGAAUUUAACGAUAUUAAUAUAUGCGGGGAUGUUUUAUAUACAGCAUAAACAAGCCAAUCAGAGCGCGAUCAUCUCAACGAAGGAAAUAAUUAACGCUUUAUGUUUUGCUUUUUUCAAGAAUAUUUUAAUGUUUUUUCAAGCCUAAUCUUUUUGGCGUCUUUACAAAAUUGGGCAACUUUUCACAGGGUUUUGUGAUAUUACUAUACGACGAUAGUUUUAUAUCUGGUCAUUUUGUGAGUUUCGUCACUAUACGUGGAUAGGUUUAUAUCUGGUCUAUUCGUGAUAUUAUUAUACGUGGAUAGGUUUGUAUCUGGUCUAUUUGAGAUCGCUUACACAGAUAUUGCUAAGAAUGGGGUUUAACGCAUCAUCUCCGCCAUUUGGAGACUAACAUAUGGUUAAUGUUUCCUCGUGUGUAAUGCUAGGGAGGAUGUCAAGGGCUCUUUUAAAUGCGCGUCGCUGUGUAAACGGGUCACGGGUGGCCCCCAAUUUUUUGUCAGAAAAACUAGGCAACAUUUUCGUUGUGAACACCGCGGGCACUAUCCCUGACAAUUGGAAAAUGCGCUGGAAAAAUCCUACCCGGAGACAUUCUAAUGUACAGAGGGGAUUGGGGGCUCCGAAUGAUUUAACGAGUCAAGUGAUAUGGUUUCGAUUCCCCGCUUGUGUGUGACAAGGAGUAGGAUCGCCAAUCUCGUCGGUCUUCUCCGGUUCCUUCGGUUUAUUCCACUGCUAAAGACUCCUACGCGCAAGCGAAUUAUUGAAAUAAAAUUGAACCAUAUGUUAGUCCCGAAAUGACCUAGUUUGCGUCGAGUGGACGUUAAACCCCAUUUCUCUACCACUCAACUACCAUGGUCCCCCGCUGAUAAUAUAAAUAUUUGAAGUAUGUGCUUGUCUUUAGUAUGAUCGUAAUAACAAGGUCUUAUGGCUUUAAAGUUGACGCUGAUCUUCAGUACAAACGAUAUAUAAUAACAUUUACAACGUAAUCGGCUUAUAUGGCGACGGUAAUUCUUCUUCAACUGAGAUAUAUUUGAUUGAUGUCCUAUAAAUGGUGUUGUUGAAAAAUCAGGAAAAUAAACGGAACGUAAUUUGAAUUAGCGGAAUGUGUCCAUUGUUGUCUGCGACGUUUACCCCAGGAACGAAUUAUCCGAAACGAAACCUAUAUUGGCGGCAUGUGUCAAUUGAUAUCACCCUUAGUGGGAGCUUACAUUAUACCCCACUAACGAACGAAACGAAACGAAAUUUAUAUUAAAUUAGCGGCCAUCUACCUUAACCGGUACUAACGAACAAACAUAAACGAUGGAAGCGUGCGUUAACCGAAACGAAAUUUAUAUUAGAUUAGUGGCCCUGUGUGUUAACCGCUACUGACGAACAAACCUAAACGAAAUUUCUCUCGAACAAAAAUAAACGAUUACUAUCACAUUUAUUGAUUUGUUUACCUCGUCAAGAAUUUAUCGAUUUUUUGUCGGAUUACUUGAUCGAUGUGUUAUUGUCGCCGAUUAUUCGCCAGUGACGGACAAUCGCGCGGACAAAUAUGAUUCUUGAUGUACACAGGAUUUCAAACCAAAUAUAGAUGUAUAAGUAGUGUAUGAUCUGAGUUAUGUUAAACAGCAAUUGUUGUAUAAUCUGGGUUAUGUUAAACAACUAUUGUAUAAUCUGGGUUAUGUUAAACAACUAUUGUAUGAUCUGAGUUAUGUUAAACAACUAUUGUAUGAUCUGAAUUAUGUUAAACAACAAUUGCUGUAUGAUCUGAGUUGUGUUAAACAACAAUUUUAUGAUCUGAGUUGUGUUAAACAACAAUUUUAUGAUCUGAGUUAUGUUAAACAACUAUUGUUGUAUAAUCUGAGUUAUGUUAAACAACAAUUGCUGUAUGAUCUGAGUUAUGUUAAACAACAAUUGUUUUAUGAUCUGAUCUUUAUGGCACGUUAUGUUAAACAACAGUUGUUGUAUGUUUUGUGUUGUGUUAAACAACAAUUUUAUGAUCUGAGUUAUGUUAAACAACUAUUGUUGUAUAAUCUGAGUUAUGUUAAACAACAAUUGCUGUAUGAUCUGAGUUAUGUUAAACAACAAUUGUUUUAUGAUCUGAUCUUUAUGGCACGUUAUGUUAAACAACAGUUGUUGUAUGAUUUGGUCUGAGUUGUAUAACAAAUUAUAUUAAACAACAAUUUUUUUAAUGAUUUUAUCUGAGUUUUUUGUAAAUAUAUGUUAUUAUUGAUGUAUAAAUAUAUGUUAUUAUUGAUGUAUAAAUAUAUGUUAUUAUUGAUGUAUAAAAUGCAUAAAUGUAAAAUAAUUGGUUGUGACCUUGAAUUGUUUUUUAAGUCUAUGUAUAGGGAAAAUAUUGUAUUAAAGGAGAACUCGGCCUAUAUUGUUUUAAGUCUAUAUAAAGGAGAAAUGUUGUAUUAAAGGAGAACUCACUUCGUUUCUAUGAUUCUAUAUUGUUUUAUGUCUAUUUUAAGGGGAAAUAAUGUAUUAAAGGAGAACUCACCUCGUUUCUAUGUAGAUGAAAAUAUUGUAUUAAAGGAGAACUCAGCCCGUUUCUAUGAUUCUAUAUUCAAGUCCUCUCAUCUUUUCAUUCAUCUCAAUAUUCUAUUCAUUAUCUGAUUUUAAAAUACUUUCAACAUUACAGAUAUUGAGCAACAGAUUUUAUCGAUUUUAUUUACUGAUGCAUUAUCUGAGAAUUAGAUAAAGCGCUGGCAGUUCUCGCUAUAAUAGAUGUAAGAUAGAUAAUGAAAUGGACAAAGAGAUGAUAUUUCUCGCUAUAAUAGAUUUAAAAUAGAUAAAGCGCUGGCUGUUUUCCCUAUAAUAGAUUUUAAACAGGUCAUGAAUAAGGAAUAUAUUGAAAAUUUCAGUUAAAUUGCUUUAUUCUGUGUGAAUAGCGUAUGGGUGUUUGAAGUUUUGACAAAAUGUUGCAUAGAAUGUAUCUGAGAUUGUUUAUUAUCGUAACAACGGUACUUGACAAUCGAGUCUAUGUUUUAAAUGGUCGCCGUGUUUUACGGAACCAUCAGAUGACCCAGUGCGUUGAUUAUGGGCUUGUCAUGUUAAUAAAAAUUGGAAUAAUAAUUUAUAUAGCAUGUGAUGCCAAAAUAGAUACCUGCAUUAGGCAGAUUUAUCUCUUGCAUAGUGUAUGUUUAGCGAUUCAAUGUUAGGCUAGCCUCGAUUGUCAUGACUAACGUUGGUACGAUAAUAAACAAAGUCUUGAUUAUCCAUUUUUACAGUAAGUUAUCCAUCACAAAAUGUAUUCAAAUCCACUAAAUAUUGCAGGGUAACGAUGGCAUCGGGAGUUGAUUUAGAUUUGGAUAAGUUAAUAAAUGUCUAAUUAAUAAUUUAUAAAAACAUUUUAGGCCUAAAGAAAGAUCUGCAAUAGGCAGAUUUACCUCUUGCAUAAUGUAUGUUUAAUAAUCAAUAAAUAAAUAUUAAUAUACUGUCACGAGAUGAUGUUAGCUGUGUCACGCGAGUCAUGGAUUCAGUCAUAGAAACCAGCUGUCACUGUAAACUAAUGGAACGUAAUAUUAGAAACUUGUUACAGUUGGAGAUUUUAAUAAGUAUAUUAUAAUACCAUUGAAUAACGUUUAGAAGUAGAGGUAUAACAUCCAAUAUAACACAAUUAUAUUGAUUAAAGGGGCAUUAGGGUAGCUAUCACUAGAUAAUGUAAAGGGAAUAUGCUAAAAAUUUCAGUCAAAUUGCUCCACUCUGAACCGAGAUAAAAAAAAAACAUAGUCUCGAUUAUCCAUUUUUAAGUUAAAUUAUUUUUCAAAAAGUGUAUUCCAAUCCGCUAAAUAUCGUAGACUAGCGAUGGCAUCAAGGGUUGAUUAUGGUCUGGAUAAGUUAAUUAAUGUCUAAUUAAUAAUUUAGAUAACAUUUCAGGUCUAAAGAAAGACCUGCAAUAGGCAGAUUUAGCUCUUGCAUAAUAUAUGUUUAACUGCUUAUUGGUGUAUAUAAUGCAACGUUUCAGUACUCUUACAUGUAUCUCUAUCAAGCAGUAAAUCAAGCAGUUGUGUUAUUAUAAUGUAUAUUGUAUGUAAUUGUAUUUGAUCAUAUAAGAUGUUGUAAUAUUGAAUUGUAUUUAACCGAUAUGAAACUUACAUAUAUAUAAAUAUGCUGUUAUAUAUCUAAUUGUAUUUGACCAAUAUAAAACUUACAUAUAUAAUUAUACUGUUGUAUAUUUAAUUGUAUUUGACCGAUAUGAAACUUACAUUAUAUUGAUAUAUUUGAUGCAUAUUAUCGAAUUGUACCGGGGAAUAGUGUUUCUGUUUAUAUAUUUAAAUGAAAUGGAGUUUAACGUCCUACUUUUCUGGGGAUCACGUGGCUAAGUGGGUAAGACGCUGGCUCGCUAGCCUGGAAGUCGGGGUGUUCGAUCCCUGCAUUGGCCGAGAAAGUUCAUCGAGAUUUUCCGGCGUGGUUCCCCCUUGUCAGUGAUGCAGGACGGAGGGUCUGACAAGGACAGCUGUCUAGUCCUUCGGAUGAGACGAAAACCCGAGGUCCCGUGUAUACAUUAGAAUGCACGUAAAUGAUCCCUUGGCAGUUGGAAUUCGAUAUAAGAGUAGGCCGUAGUGCCGCUGUCCGGGCAAAAUUUCCCUCAUAGCACACUGUAUGGCGUAUGCCCGUCUUCAUUAGCCCAGGUUAGGAGCAGAACAGUAGGACGUUAAACCCCAUUUCAUUUCAUUUCAUUUCUCUUUAUCGGAAUCUGCUAGUGAAUCAUCUAGAAAUGAGGGGGUAGGGGGCUGCCAGAGGCAAUGUGAUUUUUUUGACACCAGUAUGUAUAUUUUGGGUCCGACUAAUCACUGACAAUAACAUGUCAAAUCUUUAAUAGGAAGUCAUUUAAAUCUUUAAUAUGAUGUGUCGAAUAUGCAUAUCUCACUAACAUAUCUUUCCUUGUCGAGCACGUUUUUUAAUUCUUGUGGCGCUAAAAGAAACACCUAUGUCGGUGAUCAGUAUGUCCGUUUUUGUAACAAUUUCAAUUAUCCAUAAUUUUGUCAAUUUUUUUUAUGAAAUCAUUUAAAUUUAUGAUAUAAUGUAUACAAUAUGAAUAUCUAAAACAUAUCUUUCCUUGUCGCUCACUUUUUAAAAUAAUUUGGCGCUAAAGACAAAAGAAACACCCGUGUCGGUCAUCAGUAGGAUCGGAUAUUUUGUGUAUACGUAUAAUCGCCCCCGUAUUGCUUGCAUAAUAUAUUAGCUUGUAGAUAUUCUAGGAUUAGAUGCUUGAAUUAAGGCUUUAUUUUCUUACUCCGUUUUGAUACUUUUGCUGUACCUAACUCCGUCCCUACUUACUUACAUAUUAUACAGUCCAACAUUCUGUAUAACCAUAAUAAGAUCGUGGUCAAAAAAUGAGUAGUAACUCACAUAGGCUUGUCACUUAUUUUUAUAUCGGUUUAGCUUAGCCAUUUCUUGUUAAACAUUUACAUAUAUAAAUAAAAUGAAAGGGGAUUUACUCCUUGAGCCACCGUGGCUCCAUAUACAUUAUAUAGUUUAGCAUUGCUGAUUGAAAUAAAAAAAAAAAAUUUUUUAUGUAAUCUACAAUAUUUUGUUACGGAUAUCUGAAUGAAAUUAGGCUUAGCCAUUUUCUCGGCAACUACGUCUGAGGUUAAAUUAUGUCAGAUUUAAUAUGAUGUAUUGAAGUUUAUUUGCUGUUUGUGCUAGUCGUCAUACUAAUCUAUGUUACUAUUAUAUAUAUACCUACGUUUAAUCUAUAAUUAUUUACAUAUAUAUCUGUAUCAGAUCAUACUAUAGAGUUAUCGCCCUUGAUUAUACUUUUAAAUCUUGACAACGUACCUGGUACCAAUGGUGUUGAUAUAAAGGUUCGCUUUUUAUUUGACUAAAAUUCACAUGUAAAAAACUAUAGGCAUUUAUAUAUUUAGUUAUUUGUAUUACAGCAUCAAUGUAUAUAUUAAACAGCCUAUAUAUAUAUAUAUAUAUACGGACCAGCCCAUAUUAUAUAUAGAUGUAUCAGCCCAUAUUACAUAUCUACUUGUAUAUGUAUCAGUGUAUAUUACUAGUAGUAUUAUAUAUUAAAACUAUAUGUACAACUAUUGAAUAAUUAAUGAGCUAUUAUCCUAAUAAAUCCAUGUAUUUAACAUAUAUAUACCUUGUAAAGUUAAACACAAGUAGGGUGUUAUUUGUGGGCGAUGAUUAAUCGCUGAUGAGUAUUCGAAACUAAAGCACAGCCAACAGAGAACGCUAGAUUAUUGGCAACAAAGGAGUUAGGAAUAGAACCGCCAACAAAUCAUCACCAAUUUAAUAUAAUAGUCUUGAAUACUGAUCUAAUGCUUGGAAAAAAAAUUUGAUGUUAAUUAUUCAUAGAGUUAUCGCCCUUUAUCACGUUGUUGAAACUUGUGAAGCCUCUUGCUAAACCCAGUAUUUUGUUUACUUUUCAUUUAUGUUCUUUAUUUCAAUUAUUGUGAAGAACAACGUUUUCUGAUAAAACACAUAAAGUAAUUGUCUUUGCUUAUACUUGUCAACGCACAAGGUACUGAUGAUGUUAUACAGUAUAAAGGUUCGCUUUUUAUUUGUCUAAAAUUCACAAUGUGACAACCAUCAUGAUCUGCAAGAAUGACUUAGCUACAAUGGCCAUGUUUCGUUGCCAGGCAACCUGUCCUUUAUUGAGAUACACCAUAUUGAUUUGAAAGUGUGUUUUUAAAAAGCAUUCCGGAUUUGUUGAUAUAUUAUAUAUGGUUAAAAUAGUUGUAUUUUUGUACUUUGUUAUCAUGGCAACCGUUAUUUGGGACCAAUAGAAAUCGUAUCUGAUUUGUUUUUGACUUUAAAGGUUGAAUGUUGUUGUGAAGUGAUUUUAUAUAUAUGUAUUAAUAACACAUAUACAUGUAGAGACACAAUUUAAUUAAUGUCUAGGUCUAUUUAGAGUGUUCGACUAAAAUCGUCGAUUUAGGAAUUAAAAUGUUGGUCAGCUAGCUGAGUGUCUGUUGUAGACAGACUGUGUAAGUUUAGUAUGGGAUUGUACCCGGGGACUGUAAGAAACGUUAACUGGCCGAGGACAAGUUCAAACUGAAUAUUUCCUCUCUCUCUCGCUCAGUUUGUUUAUUUGUUAUUAUUAUAUUGGUAAAUAACUCAUCUAGUUUUAUACACUAUCAGCUUAUAACUGAAAUAAAAAUAUGUAUCACAUCA